AUGUCACUUCGUCUCGCCACUCCCGUUGUGCGUUCUACUGCACGUGCCUUGGUUCGUCAGCAGCCCAUGGCUUUGGUCAAGAUUCACUCUUCUGCUGCCACUAAGAACAACGCCACCACCACCACUCAUGCCCCUGACCGUUUGCAUGGCUCCUACCACUGGGAUUUGGAGCGUGCCGCCUCUGCUGCUUUGGUUCCCAUCGUCGCUGGUCAACUUGCUUUUGGCGCAUCCCCUGUGAUUGAUACUCUUUUGGGUGUUGUUUUGCCUGUCCAUCUUCAUAUUGGUUUCGAUGCUUGUAUCAUUGAUUACUUCAACAAGCGCAAGGCUCCCGUUCUUGGUCCUCUUAUGAAGGGUACUCUCUACGCUGCUACUGCUGGUGUCCUUGUUGGUUGCUAUCAAUUCAACACCCAAGAUGUCGGUCUUAGUGAAUUCAUCCGUGCUUGCUGGGUCGCUUGA
Molecule: messenger RNA, 456 nt
Organism: Lichtheimia ornata
Lineage: Eukaryota; Fungi; Mucoromycota; Mucoromycetes; Mucorales; Lichtheimiaceae
Exons: 4
Coding region: 1-456 (151 amino acids)
Biological process (GO): mitochondrial electron transport, succinate to ubiquinone; tricarboxylic acid cycle
Cellular component (GO): mitochondrial envelope; membrane
Molecular function (GO): heme binding; ubiquinone binding
Source: RefSeq, a predicted model, not a curated record